GCAGACGCCUUGUAUUCAAUAACUUUGCAAACGAAAUAUUUGUUGACCAUUUUAAAAUCAUAUUUUUCUAAAUAUGUACGUGUUUAUUAAAUGUUUUGUGUGUGUUUUGUGUGUGAAAUAUGUUUUUGCCUUGAACGAAGGGGAUCCCUGCAUGGCCAACAAUGAUGCUGGCGUAUGCAAGAUAUUAGAUGACUGCGACUAUGCCGUCAAGCUGCUGACUAUUGACGAAAAGAAACCCCCAAUGUGCAGAUGGAAAGGUAGCACCAGAAUCGUGUGCUGCCCCCUUCAGGAUCGCUCCUACAACGUCGGGGCAUUUCGGAGCUACUUUGGGGGCUCGAACAAUGGGGUACUACGGUCACAGGACAUGUUUAAGUUUGAGCUGCCCUCUCCAGGACCGCUCCUACAACGUCGGGGUAUUUCGGAGCUACUUCGGGGGUCGAACAACGGGGUACUACGAUCGCAGGACAUGACCUGCCGGUACGACGGCAGCCUACCCAUCCUGUGCUGCCAGAACGUGCCCGAAGCCGCUCCCCCCGCGGAACCAGUUGGCUGCCCCCCCUUACAACUGCCAUCGGGGGACAGAAACGACAUCCCUUUUAAAAAAUGCCUAGAGUACCAGCGCUACGUGAACGUAUGCGUGUCCAGCGAUUCGAACCCGGACUCGUACGUGAGAGAAGACACGUGCAGCGUUGAAUCAUUCGGCGACAGGAUCACUGGAGGGACGCCGGCGCACCGCAACGAGUUUCCACACAUGGCACUGUUAGGCUGCAGAAAUACUGUAAACACCGGACUUGGACCCGUGGUGUGGGUGGCCGGAGGGUCACUUAUUAGUGACAGAUUCAUCUUGACGGCGGGACAUGUACUCUCACAUAGAGACUAUGGCCUCCUCCGCUACGUGCUGCUCGGAGCAACCAACAAGUCAGAAGCCCGAGAUGGUCUACUGUUCAACAUCAUUAGGUUCAUACCACACAAACUGUAUCAAAAAAACGAGAAGAAACAUGACAUCGCCCUGCUAGAACUUGAUAGAAGGGUAGAGUUCUCAGAGUUCAUCCGGCCCGCGUGUCUACCUUCCCCAGCUAUACCUAUAACUACGGACCGGAUCCUAGCCGGGUGGGGCAAGACCGGAGAACAGGCUAGUGAGUCACAAGUACUUAUGAAGGUGACGGUUCCCGAAUAUGACUAUGAAUCUUACUGCAAGCAAUUCUUCUCGCAAGCAGCAGAUAAUUUAUUUGACAAGGAAACCAUGUUGUGUGCUGCAGGCGGUAAAGGUGACAAUAAGGACUCUUGUCAGGGCGACAGCGGCGGGCCUAUGAUGGCGUACGCCCGCGACAUACAUUGCUCGUUCGUGGUGCGCGGCAUAGUGUCUUUCGGGCCCCGCUGUGGCGCUGGUGUGCCAGGCGUCUAUACAAAUGUGCAGUAUUAUAUGGCGUGGAUACAAAGUGUCGUGUGGCCGAAAUAACUACAAGUGUCGCGUAGAUUGUUUAAUAGUAUAUAGAACUAUGUAUCA
This is a messenger RNA of Cydia strobilella, 1507 nucleotides long. Its product is annotated as serine protease 48-like. Gene Ontology annotation, molecular function: serine-type endopeptidase activity. The record is from RefSeq and is a predicted model, not a curated record. Lineage: Eukaryota; Metazoa; Arthropoda; Insecta; Lepidoptera; Tortricidae. The coding region runs from base 74 to 1459 and encodes 461 amino acids. The transcript has 11 exons. Gene Ontology annotation, biological process: proteolysis.